This is a messenger RNA of Linepithema humile (Argentine ant), 2614 nucleotides long. Its product is annotated as acylamino-acid-releasing enzyme-like. Gene Ontology annotation, molecular function: serine-type endopeptidase activity. The record is from RefSeq and is a predicted model, not a curated record. Gene Ontology annotation, biological process: proteolysis. Lineage: Eukaryota; Metazoa; Arthropoda; Insecta; Hymenoptera; Formicidae.
UGCUUGUUCGCAUUCUGUUUACUACUGUUUGCUGCUGUUUGUUACCGCGGUGAGCAAGAAAUAGAACGAUAUAUCAUAAUUAUAUGCAUAUAAACAAUUAAUAUGCGUAUUUUGUUAUCAGCUAGAUAAGCAUUGAGAUUUUAUCGAACGCUAUAUAUUUUGUGCUGCAAAAGAUAAAGUGCUAAAAGAGAACGCAUCAAACAAAAGUUAGGAUGGCAUCGGUGCAGAAAAUACCUAUUUUUCAGGUAAAGGAAUUGGUGAACUUUUAUAAAUUAAUAGCUGCACAUCCGUCUUUAAAUAACGCACGGAUUCUGGGUACACCAAAUGGCAGAUUGUCCAUACAAGGUACAUGGACGCAGAGAAAUUUGGAAAGAAAAACAGAUCAACGGUUCCUGCAGAAUUAUGAUUUAAACUCAGAUUUGACUUCAGUCUAUGCUGGAUUUUCAAUUGAUGUCACUACAGAGCUUAUGUCCGCUCUAACAAGGGAUGAAGCACGCAAAGCUGUGUUGCGACAAGCUAUAAUUGAUAAAUCUCCCAAGCAAUUUAUAGAAAUCUGGGAUAAGCACCAUUUGGUGAAGAAUUAUGAUUUGUCUGCCUUGGAUGUUCAUGGCGAUGUCUAUACAGAUAUUGAAUUCCGUUCUUUUGAGUGGUCUCCAGACAAUACCAAACUUCUCUACAUAGCAGAAAAGAAACUUCCGAAGUCAGAACCAUUUUAUAAGCAAAAGCCAUUAGACAAGAAAGAUAAGGAAGAGAAUGAGGAUGACAAAGUAACAGUGGGCAAUGAGUAUAUCUAUAAACCACACUGGGGAGAGCAGCUGGUAGGCAAACAUCGACCUGUUGUAGUGGUGCUUGAUACGACAGAGGACACCAUUACAGCUUUGCCUGGAAUACCGGAUGAUCUUUCUCCUGGUCAAGUGAUUUGGACCGAAGAUCAGGAUAUAAUCGGUGUUGUUUGGAAACACGAGCCGCAAUAUUUGGGUCUUACUGCAUGCACCAAUAGAUAUUCCUGGAUAUUCUUAUUGAAAAAUGAAGAAUUUUAUAAAUUGUCCGACGAAGGAUAUGCUGUGCACAGUCCUAGAAUUAGUCUUAACGGAGAGUAUCUCGUCUGGUUACAAAGGGAAGCUGGUGUUGUCCCACAUCAUAACGCACAUGCACUCAUAUUACGGGAUUUAAAAACAAAGAAUAGUAAUAAUAAAACAAUCGUGGAAAUAGCGGUCAAACAGAUUAUUAAUGGUAAACAUUUCUAUGGAAUAUAUGGCCGUUUACCUCGUCGUUGCUGGAGUGAUGGUUCUCAGUACUUAUUUUUCAGCACAACGCAAAGAAACAAUAUUGUUUCUUACAUCUUAAAUAUAAAAACAAAAGAUAUCACAGAAAUAAAUAAUACUCGAAGCAGUCUUUCUAUACUGGAUGUGAAAGAGAAUGUAAUUGCGUUUUUAAGCACUUCUUUAACACAGCCUCACAGUAUUCUGGUGGGUCAUUUCAAGAAUGAAGCAGUUGAUAGUGGCGAUAUCCCCAGGACUGUGAUUACAACUCCAAUGAAAAUCGAUGGUUUCGAAAAAAUUACUUACGAACUUAAUGAACAUAAAUAUGACAGCAACGAGACCAUAAACGAAUUCAAUUAUAUUUACUUUGGUCCAAAAAGUGGUGAAAAUAAAUCCGUACCUUUGAUAGUUGUGCCACACGGAGGUCCUCAUAGCAAUUACACAAAUACAUUUUCGCUGGAUUAUUCCUUGUUCAUAUUAGCAGGUUUUGGAAUAGUACAAGUGAAUUAUCGCGGUUCCACGGGAAUGGGCAGUCAGACUGUAGAGUAUCUUCAAGGAAAAGUAGGAGAUGUAGAUGUGAGGGAUUGUUUAACCGCUACGGUGGAAGCCCUUAAAAAAUAUCCAUGGCUAGAUUCUGAACGCAUCGGUCUUUGUGGCGGAUCUCACGGUGGAUUCUUGGUGGCGCAUCUGAGUGGACAAAUUCCAGAUUUCUUCAAAGCAGUGGUUGCAAGAAAUCCGGUGAUCGAUAUCGCUGUGAUGUUCGGUAUAUCGGACAUUCCAGAUUGGUGCGCCGUAGAAUCCGGUUUUCCUUACAACGUUCUCACCGAUGUUGCCGAGCCGGCAAUUGACAUGUUCGUAAAAAUGAAGAAAUGUUCCCCCAUCAUGUACGUCGAUAGAGUCAAGGCACCUACUUUGAUCAGCAUUGGAACAAAGGAUCUACGAGUACCAUCGUCUCAGGGAACGAUGUGGUACAAUCGACUGAAAUCUAAUAAAGUGAAAACCAAAAUGCUCGUAUACGAUGACAAUCAUCCGCUAUCAACUGGACCAGCUGAGAUUGAUCACAUUAUCAACGAUUGUUUGUGGUUGCUCGAGCAUACAUCUAAGCAUAAGGAAUCCAAAGACAAGGAAUAAACAUUCAUCUUGCAGUAUUUCUUAUACAUAUGUAUAUAUAGAUCUUUAUUAUCACAAAUUGAAUAUUUACACGAUAUUAUUACAUAAUCUUCAUAAAGAGACUUAUAUAACAUUCAAUCUCCAAAAUAUACACACACACGUCUAUAGGAUUUGUAUAUUGUUAUAAAAUUUUUAUACUUUAUAUAUCCGUAUAAAAAUUGUUAUAAAUGUUAUAAAUAUCA